CCUCAAAGACCACCCGGGAGGUAGUGACAACAUUCUCAUCAAUGCCAGAACAGAUUGCACCGAAGAGUUCGAUGCAAUCCAUUUCGACAAGGCAAAGAAGCUAUUGGAAGAGUACCGAAUUGGUGAACUCCUAACCAUGUGUUAUAGUUCCGACUCAGCUGAAUCAUCACCAAACAACUCGGUCCAUGGUGCCACCAAUUACCUAAGCUCACACUCAGCCACCAUCAAAGAAAUCGUGCCUAUAAGAAAUGUAGCCCUAGUCCCUCGUGAAAAGAUCCCAUGCAAACUCAUCUAAAAAACAAAUGUUUCCCAUGAUAUGAGCUAUUCUGAUUCGCGCUCCCAUCACAAGAUCAGGUUCUCGGAUUACCGGUUGGUAAACACGUAUUUGUAUGUGCCACAGUUGAUGACAAGCUUUGCAUGAGAGCAUACACACCAACUAGCACAAUUGAUGAAGUUGGAUACUUUUAGUUGCUAGUCAAAAUCUACUUCAAAGGUUUCGAACCAAGGUUCCCAAAUGGUGGGUUCAUGUCACAAUAUCUUGAGUCUUUGGAACUAGGUUCCUCACUUGAAAUCAAAGGUCCAUUAGGUCACAUUGAGUACAUGGGUAGGGGGACAUUUUCAGGGCACGGUAAACAAAAGUUCGCCUCUAAGUUAGCGAUGUUUACGGGUGGGACGGGUAUCACACCGAUAUACCAAGUGAUGCAGGCUAUCUUGAAGGAUCCAGGAGAUGAUACAAAGAUGUAUAUGGGGUAUGCGAACCAUACGGAAGAUGAUAUAUUGUUGAGGGAUGAACUUGAUGCAUGGGCAAAGAAGUAUCAAGAUAGGGUGAAGGUUUGGUAUGUUGUUCAAAAGUCUAUAAAAGAUGGGUGGAAAUAUAGUGAAGGGUUCAUCAUUGAGGAGAUCAUGAGAGAACAUAUACCAGAGGUUUCAGAAGAUAAAUUGGUAUUGGCUUGUGGACCACCACCCACGAUUCAGUUUGCCAUAAACCAUAAUUUGGAAAAGAUGGGUUAUGAUAUCAAGAGUUCUUUGUUGGUGUUUUAGGAUAUUGUAUUGUUAUGCAGGUGGUUUAAAUUUAUAUUUUGGAAAUAAAGUCAUAUAUGUACAUACUAAUAUUUGUAAUCCUCUAUCUACAUCAAGCAAUCAGUCGAAAAUCACAAUAAUUUAAGCUUGUUUUUA
Molecule: messenger RNA, 1176 nt
Organism: Helianthus annuus (common sunflower)
Lineage: Eukaryota; Viridiplantae; Streptophyta; Magnoliopsida; Asterales; Asteraceae
Product: nitrate reductase [NADH]-like
Exons: 1
Coding region: 526-1041 (171 amino acids)
Biological process (GO): nitric oxide biosynthetic process; nitrate assimilation
Molecular function (GO): FAD binding; nitrate reductase (NADH) activity
Source: RefSeq, a predicted model, not a curated record